GAUAUUUUUGGCCUGGGUCACAGAUUGAUUCCUGCCCACUCUUUCCCUGCCACUUGCAGGAAAGGGUCCCCAACUGAGGAUGUAGACAACCUUUUAAAGCCGUGGAGUGGGAGCACAGUGCUGCAGCCUCCCAUUCACCAGGGCUCUAAAAAUCCUAAGAAAACAGCACCUGAAAUGAUCUCAAAGGAACAAUGACCUGUUAAUCUCGUAAACUGAACGAAGUAACACAAUGCACCCAACACGUGAGUGAUUGCAGAUGGAAACAAAUUACACAUCAGAGAUGACAAUGCUGAUAACGGUAUCAUCCUCCAUCCAGCCUGCUCCCAUCCAACACCACCUUUCUCCCCCUCCCACCCUACCAAAGCCUGGGAAGGACAACCUGAGGCUCCAGCGGCUGCUGAAGAAGGCAGCCAGGAAGAACGCCAUCCUAGCAUCAGAGCAAGCCAAGUCCUUUCGGUCCAGCCUCUCACCUGUGAAUGAGGCCAGCUCUGACCUAGAGCACAAUGAGAGCGCUCCCCCAGCAGAGACCCCCGAAACCACAGCAACCCCCUCUGCCAGCCUCCCAACCCGCCUCUCCAUCAAGCCUGUCACCCACCGCGUCCCCUCCCCUUUCCGAAAGGGCAAGCCUUUCACACUGAAGGUCACGGAGCAGAGGCGCAUUGCCGAACACCUUGUGCUCACGACCUCCUCAGCCACACCCCUGCUACACAAGCCAGGAGCUCCUGAGACUCCACAGCAGCCUGAAGGCACAGACACCAACCUUCCCUCUCCACACAACCCUUCAAUAUCUGUUUUCCCACAGCCUCCUCCUUCCAGUGCACCCAGUAAAGAAAGGGCACCAGAGGUUUCCUUUGUCACCAAGGUACAUACUUAUUUCCACAGUGUCAAGCCACCCAGGGCUAAGACAUCCACAUCAAAUCAGACCCAAGGAACUGUCAGCGAUGAAGAAAAGAGGCCUUCAUCACCAGCACCUGAAUCAAGCCACUCCAAACCAUCUCCAGGGCAGAUACCCACCCUGCUCAAUGACAGCAAGGCCACAGGUCCUGCACUAGAGCCUACUGUCCUUUCUGUUGCAGAGGCAGAGCCUCCUAAUGAAGGUCCCAGGUCUUCUCCUACCGAAGAGUCCAUCAAGGCCCCUUCGCCCAAACCCAGCACCCCCAGUGCCCACAAUGAUAAGCCUAUGACACAUGGAAGUGACACUGAAAUAUCUGGAUUAGAGAGUGCUCCUGAAUUACCCAAGCAAGAUGGUGAUAUCCUAAAACCAUCAACACCCAGCACUACCUCAAGGCAAGCAUACCCAGUGACAGCAACCCUCACACAAGCUAACAGUACUGGCGCCACCUCCACAGACACCAAGGCAGAGCAUGUCAUUCAACCUCAGCUGAGCCCCAGUUUACCAAACACCAGCCCUCCCCUCAAAGCUGAGCCAGUGCUAUCAUCAGGAGAAGAAGAAAGACCUCCUGGAGCCAGUGCCAGUGGCUGGCAUCGCCUCAAGAAGCACUUGAUGGUACAACCAGAAGCACCCAACUUUCCAGAGCCCGAGCCAGAAAAGUUGGUACAGGAGGAAGGGAGCAAGGAGAAGGACAGCUCUCAAGCAAUCGUCAGUCAUGACCACAGGCUGUUUAAAUCAAGGGCCACAAGGUUGUGGGAUGCUAUUUUAUACCAGAUGACAGUCACCAAGGAGAGGAAGCAGCAAGCAGAAGAGAAGAAGCUGCAGAAGGAAGAAAGCGCCUCUCUUCCCCGCCGCUUACCCAUCUUUCUAUGUAAGCCGCGCUUCGACGCACGGAAACUGAAGGAACUGGCUGCCAAACCCAUGACAAAGAUCACCACUGUGUUCGAGGUGAGCCGGUUUAGACCCAAAGCGGCUGAGGAGCACACCAAGAGCUUUAACAGAAUGGCAUCAGGAUGGUCAGUCAACUGAAGCCACAGGCUGCACCACCAGGCUCACAUCUCCGGAGGUUCCUACAGGGCACCAAGCAAGAGAGCAUCUAUGACUAGGUUUACUGCCCAGAGCCAAGUGUAAGGAAAAAAUAAAAUUAAA
Messenger RNA from Athene cunicularia (burrowing owl), 2041 nucleotides. RefSeq names its product pollen-specific leucine-rich repeat extensin-like protein 2. The record is from RefSeq and is a predicted model, not a curated record. NCBI's taxonomy places the organism in Eukaryota, Metazoa, Chordata, Aves, Strigiformes, Strigidae. The transcript has 3 exons. Bases 257 to 1921 code for a protein of 554 amino acids.